AUUGUCGUUGUCGUUUUGUUGAACAAUGUUGUCAGGACAGUUGCGAUUUUAUGAUCAGAGCAGGCCAUCCACUUGUAAAAUUUCUGAAUCCCUUAUGCUGCAGCCGUAUGGAAAUGUGGAGGAGGAGGAGCAAGAGGAUGAUGAUGACGAUGUCGAGGAAGAGGUGGCGCGGGAGGAGGACGAUGUCGAGGAAGAGGUGGCGCGGGAGGAGGACGAUGACGUGGAGGAGAAGGACGAGUGGGAUGAGAAAGAUGAUGUGGAGGAGGAGGAGGAGGAGCGGGACGAGAACGAUGUUGUGGAGGAGGAGGAGGAACGGGGGGACAACGAUGAUGUGGAGGAGGAGGAGGAGCGGGAGGAGGAUGGUGUUGUGGAGGAGGAGGGGCUGGAGGAGGACAAAGAUGUGGAGGAGAAAGAUGACAUGGAGGCGGAGGAGGAUCCGGAGGAGGACGAUGACGUGGCGAAGGAGGAGGAGCAGCGGAAGGACAAUGACGUGGAGAAGGAGCAGCCAGAGCCCAGAGGAGCUCAGGACAAUGACAUGAAGAAAGACGAGAAGCGGGAUUGCCCACAAGCGGAACAUAGCAGCGAGCGGCACCCGUGUGAAGCACCAGGCCACACACCCGAAGCCACUCAACCGCACAACACCAAAGACGACUGCAAGGAACAAAACGUCAAAAGGCGAACGGCAGCAAGAAAACAACUCUGCGAAGCACCAGGCAACGCACCAGAAGUCACUCAACUGCAGAACGACACAGACGGCUGCAAGUAACAACACCGCAAGUGGAGGCACAACACAGUGCCCGUGUAAUGAAGCACAAGGCAACAA
This is a messenger RNA of Chara braunii, 823 nucleotides long. NCBI's taxonomy places the organism in Eukaryota, Viridiplantae, Streptophyta, Charophyceae, Charales, Characeae. The record is from the annotation of a GenBank genome assembly.